Messenger RNA from Linepithema humile (Argentine ant), 2586 nucleotides. The record is from RefSeq and is a predicted model, not a curated record. NCBI's taxonomy places the organism in Eukaryota, Metazoa, Arthropoda, Insecta, Hymenoptera, Formicidae.
AUGAAGUGGUUGGUAUCCUGUGUAAGAGCUGCGAAUGAUGCUAGAGAAUUACAACGGCGAAGAGAAGAGCAGGAAAUCAGAAAAAUGUUGCUAAGAAAGCUUGAAGAAGAUGAUCAAGAAUGCAUGAAGAGGUACAAAGUAAUCAAUGAAAAAUGGGCGAGUAUUCUUGCGUCCAAAGAUCCAUUAGACAUACAUGCGGAAAUGGAAGCUCAAAAUGCUAAGUGUUUGGAAAUUAUGGCGAGGAAGGACGCCGUCAUUGCGGAAUUGCGGCAAGAAUUGGAAAACGCUGAUCUCAAAUUUGUUGAUGAUCAGCAAAGCCAGAAUGAGGAUAUAGAUUCUUUAAUUGAUAGAAUGGACAAUCAAAUGAACGUGAUGGCCAAAGCUUACCGUUGCGAAUUAUCGCUUAUCAAUGAUGCAAUCGAAUCGGAGCGUAAAAUAUUACUGCAAAACAUUGCGGAGAAAUGGGAAGCGUUACAUAAAAAAUUACAGGAGGAUAGUCUAGCAGGAUUAGAUACGCGAAAAGAAAUAAUGAGCGAAUAUGAGGAAGAGAUGAAGAAAGUUAUAAUCGAGCAUCAAGAAGAGUUUCGAGCUCAAAAAAUCAAAUUUGAACUUGAGAUUCAAAAGCUUCAACAAGAGGUACAGAGCACAAAAGCGAUAUGCUUUAUGAAUAUCGAGAAACUGGAUUACAGUUACGCCGUGCUUAAACGGCGAGAAGAUGAAAAUGCUAUAGUAAAAAAUCAACAAAAGAGAAGAAUUAAUAAACUUCAAGAUGUUAUCAAUGCUCUGAAGAAAAAUUAUGCGGAGUUAGAGGAAAAUACGAGACUUGAAAUACAACGGCUUACCGAUCAGGUCAUAAAAGCGCAUAAAAAUAUUUCGGAUUUAAUGGAGAAAUCUAAUCAUUUUACGAGCAUUAACGAUAAAAAGUACAUGCAAAUUUGGGACAUGAAUGCGAAAAACGCAAAUGAGUUGCUCGAUAAGAUUUUAUCUGCUGAUAAAGCUAUAUACGAACAAGCAUUGGGUAUGGAGUGGAGUCCACCUGAAGAAAUCUUAUUGAAAAAAGACGACCUACCGUCUUAUUGCAGUGUGAUGUGCACUAUAGAUGAAGAAAACAGGAUGGCUGACGAGAAAAGAACGAUAUGUAAAUUUUAUAAACCGGCGAACACCAUCGAAGAAAUCAAUUUAGAAAGGCGAUUAUUGAAUCAUAUUAUAAAGCACAUUGCCGAUAGUUGCGAUUAUUUGAUCGAAAAUAGAUUGCUCGAGUUGCUUUUACCUUACACUGCGAAUGACCAGCUAGUCAUACGAUUGGAUAACGUCUUUCAGGCCCUAAAUAUUACAUCCGAAGAGGAGCUUAGUUUUCUCUUGAAUUUUUUUCUGCCCUACGCAUAUUGUUCUACAUGUAGCAAGGACACGAGCAGAGAUAUAAACAGAUCUAUUUGUGAGGAAUCUGUUAAACCUCCUUCUCCAAAAAUAGACGCUGAGCAGUUCGAUAUUUGUGGAUUUUCUGAAGAAUUUACAGAAGAUGAAGCUAAAUUGAUUGCCGCUGUAAAAGAUGCAAUCUGUGACGAAAGAUCAUCUACUCCUAGCGACGAAGCGAGCAUUACGAGUAGUCCACCUCGAACUUCCUUAACCGAAACACUACUUCCUAUUGCGGAAUGCACUUCAACUUCUUUUGCAUCUAUUACUGAUAUCACUAAGGAUGACGAUCAAAUGCAACGACGGUUGUUGUGCGACAAAGGACACUUGCUUGAAAUUGAAGCCAUAUUUGUCACUAGAGCUUUACGGGAAUUCAUAGAAAGAUAUCAUUUUGUUAGAUCGAAAGAAAUGCCGCAUUUGCAAGAAAAAUUAACAGAAAAAAAGACGGUUGUUUCCCGAAAUAUGGCUAUUGAGGAUGUAACAAGUUUCUGGAAGCGAUAUAGUGAAAUCUUCUCAGCAAAGAAGGAACGACUUUGGGAUGGUUUAUUAAUUGGACUUAAAAAAUAUCACGAAAUAUUAAAAGAACGACAUCAUUUAAAUGUCGAAACGGAAUCUUUACGAAAGCAGAAUGCGGAAUUACGACGUUUAUUGAAAACAUAUAUAAUCCAGCCUGAAUGUGACGGAUUAUCGCAAGAUAAUGCACAAUCUGUUUGUGAAUCGAUUCAAAAUAGAUUUUGUGAAUAAAUUGAUCUUAAUGCAUGUGCUGCACAUGAUUCUUAAUAUAAUUAAUACAAUGUAAAUAUAUAUAUAAGGUAUAUCAAUAUACUAUGUCUAUAUUUAUGAUUCUUAUUUAAAUUGCAAUAGUCUAACCGAUGGACUGUAUAACUUUCAUAUUUCUCUAAUUUAGUUUCCCUAAUUUAGUUAAUCAUAUAAGCAAUCAAUGUUAGCUGUUUUUGUUGUCAUCUAAAGCGGUUUUUUUAAAGAGUUUAUCUUUGUUUUUAAAUUCCUCAAUUUCGAAAAUAAUUUGCAGAAAUUUAAAUUACAAUAAAUAUUUUUAAGUGUAUAAUAUAUACACAUAUAUAUGUAUGUGCGUAUAUGUAUAUAUAUAACUUGAUUUUAACACAAUAGCAUUGAAAAUAAUCUAACCAUUAAUAAAAUCAUUCAAUAAAUAAA